This is a messenger RNA of Saitoella complicata NRRL Y-17804, 1752 nucleotides long. RefSeq names its product T-complex protein 1. The record is from RefSeq and is a predicted model, not a curated record. The transcript is spliced from 3 exons. NCBI's taxonomy places the organism in Eukaryota, Fungi, Ascomycota, Saitoellomycetes, Saitoellales, Saitoellaceae. Gene Ontology annotation, molecular function: ATP binding; ATP-dependent protein folding chaperone; ATP hydrolysis activity. Gene Ontology annotation, biological process: protein folding. Gene Ontology annotation, cellular component: chaperonin-containing T-complex. Bases 20 to 1657 code for a protein of 545 amino acids.
CACACCAAGAACAGCAGUCAUGAGUCUUAAACUUCCCAAGGCCGCUGGUCCUCAGCUUUUCAAGGACGGAUAUAAGAUUGCCCAGGGCACGGAUGACGCUGUCGUCAGAAAUAUUCAGGCCGUUCACGAACUUGCUGGCAUCGUUCGCACUUCUUUCGGCAAUGGACGUAAUAAGAUUAUCAUCAACCAUAUCGGAAAGUUGUUUAUCACUAACGAUGCCGCUACUAUCAUUCGCGAGUUGGACGUCGUCCACCCUGCAGCACGAUUGGUUGUCAUGUCGAGUCAGCAGCAGGAGUCUGAGAUGGGUGACGCUACGAAUCUCGUUCUGAUUUUCGCCGGAGAACUUUUGAACAAGGCAGAGUCUUUGAUCCGCAUGGGUCUUCAUCCUUCUGAGAUCACGCAGGGUUACGAGAUGGCUUACGACUUUGCUCUGAAGGUGCUUGAGGAACUCGUUGUUUACAAGGUUGCCGACCUUUCUUCGAAGGAUGAGUUGAUCAAGGCCAUCAAAACCGCAAUUUCCUCAAAACAGUACGGUAACGAGGACUUCCUCGCCGAUUUGGUCGCCGAUGCUGCGCUUACCGUUAUGCCCAAGAACCCUGUCAACUUUAACGUCGAUAACGUGCGUGUUGUGAAGAUCAUGGGUGGCAGUUUGUACGAUAGCAAAGUUGUUCGCGGUAUGGUCUUCGCAAGAACACCUGAAGGCGAUGUUACCAAGGCGUCAAAAGCUAAGGUUGCUGUCUUCACCUGUCCUCUGGAUAUCUCUCAGACUGAGACCAAGGGAACGGUCUUGCUUCACAAUGCCAAGGAAAUGCUUGAUUUCACAAAGGGAGAGGAGAACCAGCUUGAGGCUAUGGUAAAGGAGAUCGCUGACUCCGGUGUUCGUGUUGUCGUUACUGGAUCAAGCAUUGGUGAGCUUACCAUGCACUACCUGAACCGAUUCGGUAUCCUUGUGGUCAAGAUUCUCAGCAAGUUCGACCUCCGUCGUCUUUGCCGUGUUGUGGGGGCUACUCCUCUCGCGCGUUUGGGUGCUCCCAUGCCGGAUGAGAUGGGAAGUGUCGAUGUUGUGGAGACCGUUGAAAUUGGUGGUGACCGUGUUACGGUUUUCAGACAGGAGAAUGACAUCACCAAGACUGCGACCGUUGUCCUUAGAGGAGCAACGCAGAACUAUCUUGACGACGUGGAGCGUGCUAUCGAUGACGGUGUUAAUGUUGUCAAAGCUGUGGCUAAGGACCCUCGCUUGGUACCUGGUGCUGGUGCGACAGAGAUGGAGCUUUUGAAGAGAGUUAUGGCAUACGGAGAGAAGACUCCAGGACUGAAUCAACAUGCGAUCAAGAAGUUUGCCGAGGCGCUCGAAGUUAUCCCUCGGACGUUGGCAGAGAACGCUGGUAUGGACGCUACGGAGGUUCUGUCAAGACUGUAUGCAGCGCAUCACAAGAACGAUGAAGGUGUAGUGGGUGUCGACGUGGAAGAUGAGAGAGACGGCACGGUCGACGCCAAGGCGGCCGGUAUUCUUGAUGUUCUGUCGAUGAAGCAUUGGGCUUUGAAGCUCGCCACAGAUGCUACUCUUACCGUAUUGAGGAUUGACCAAAUCAUCAUGUCGAAGGCAGCAGGAGGACCUAAGCCACCGGGCCAGAACCCCAACUGGGAUGAGGAUUGAUGAAAGAAGUUGGUAUUAGAAAUCUAAAACGGAGGGAAAUCUGUAUAUGCUGAGGGGGGAUUGCCUAAUCUAAAUAGAACGAGUGGUAGGCUCGG